Molecule: messenger RNA, 1812 nt
Organism: Ipomoea nil (Japanese morning glory)
Lineage: Eukaryota; Viridiplantae; Streptophyta; Magnoliopsida; Solanales; Convolvulaceae
Exons: 1
Coding region: 1-1812 (603 amino acids)
Molecular function (GO): zinc ion binding; nucleic acid binding
Source: RefSeq, a predicted model, not a curated record
AUGAAAAUCUAUAUUUUGGCACAAGGAGAAGGAGUUUGGGAAGCCGUUGAGAAAGAAUGGAAGAAUCCAGUUGAUGAUAAAGGUAAUCAAAAACCUAAAGCAGAAGGGAAUGAAGAAGAGGGAAGAGAAUAUAAUUACAAUUCAAAAGCAAUGAAUGCCAUCUAUGGAGCGGUAAGUGAAGAUACUUUCAAACUAAUCGCUACCACUGGCAUAGCUAAAAUUGCAUGGGAUAUACUAUGUGAUCAUCAUGAAGGAAAUACUUCUGUUAAGCAAUCCAAGUUGCAAAUGAUACAAACACAGUUUGAGAAUUUAAAAAUGGAAGAAGAUGAGGAUAUCUCACAGUUUAGUGCAGGAGUUUUAGGGAUUGCUGGAGAUGCGUUUAACCUAGACGAACCUAUUCCUGAACCUAGGCUCGUCAAAAAGGUCCUACGUUCCCUACCUGAGAGAUUUAUGAUAAAGGUUACAGCCAUCCAAGAAAACAAAGAUCUAAACACCUACAAACUCAGUGAUCUAAUGGGAAAUCUUCAAACAUAUGAGUUUGAGAUACUGCAAAAAGGGAAAAAUAAUGACAAAGGAAUUGCGCUCCAAUCAAAGCAGAAAAACAGUCCAGAAAUUGAUACUGAAACCAUGGAACAAUCAAUUGCUCUCCUAACAAAGAAUUUCAACAGAGUUCUCAAAAAAUUCAACAAAUUUAGAAGCAAAAGUGCUUCAAUCAAUCAAGGGAACUUCCCAACUGGACAAAAUCAAUCUAUUUCAAAAGGAAGGGAGAGUCUAAAACCUGAAGGAAUUCAGUGCUACGAGUGCAAAGGGUUUGGACACAUCCAGUCAGAAUGUCCAACAUAUUUUAAAAGGAAGAACAAAACAUAUGUGGCAACACUAAGCGAUGACUCAGAUAGUGAAGAAGACACCAACACUAAUUUCGUAGCAUUCACCGCAAAUCAUGAGAAUGACAACGGAAACGAAAAUGAUAUGCAAGAACUGCUAGAGUCAUAUACCCAAUUGUAUGCUAAAUGGGAACAAAUCAUCAAAGUGAAUCUAGAGCUCAUGCAAGAAAAUCAGUUUCUAAAAGGUGAAAAAGAGAGAGAAGAAAAGCGCAUCAAAGAAACUCAAAAUGAAUUAUUAGAAUCUAAAAACAGAGAGGCCAAACUGUUACAAGAAAUCAAGGCACUAGAUGGAAGGCCUAGAUCUCCAAAUCCAGCGUCCAGUGAAAGCCACUCUUCUGAAAAUCCUGAGGUGUCACAACAUCACUUUCAACACCGAAGGAGAAUCAGAUGUUAUUACUGCCACAAAUUGGGACACAUAAAGGCGUGCUGCUUCAAAAGACAAAAUGAUCUCUAUUACAGACAAAACAAUAGAGAUUGGGCAGUACAAAGCAAAAAUAACAGCAAGAAAGUAUGGGUAAGAAAGGAACAAACACAAGUUGUUGCGUAUACCUCAGAAACAAGCCAAGAACAAAGUGUUUGGUAUUUUGACAGCGGAUGUUCAAGACAUAUGACAGGAAAUCCACAUUAUCUUGAGAAUAUCCAGUACAAAAAUGAAGGGCAUGUCACUUUUGGAGAUGGAGGAAAAGGACAGAUUAUCGCAAGUGGUACCUUGAAUGUUCAUGGACUGCCCAGAUUACCAAGAGUCUUUUUGGUACAAGGACUCAAAGCAAACCUUAUCAGUAUAAGUCAACUGUGUGAUGAUGAACUCAAAGUAGAAUUUUCCAAAGAGAAUUGUAAAGUCUACAACCAAAAACAUGAAUGUGUUAUGAUGGGGAAAAGAUCAUCUGAUAAAAGCUACACAUGGGAUGGUGAUCUAACCUGUCAUUAA